AUGGAGAGAGACCACAACUCCUAUCUGAGAAAUAAGGGAAAUUGUUGUCAUGUGGUGCAGCCUGAAGUAGUGACCAUCCCGGCUCUGUACCGCGUGGCUGUGUGUGGUGGUACCCAUGGCAACGAGCUGGCGGGGGUUUACCUGCUCCGCCAGAACAUGAGGAGGAAGCGGAAAGGCAGCAUGGUGGAUCCGGUUACUAUGGUAACAGUGAUGACAAACCCCCGUGCUGUGCAGCAGUGUGUACGUUACACGGAGAUGGACCUCAAUCGCUGCUUCACACACGCUACACUGAGUGCCCCGGUCUCUGAUGUCACCCCGUAUGAGGUUGUACGCGCUCAGGAGCUCAACGCUCUGCUCGGUCCUAAAGGAGACUUGGCAGCGGUGGAUCUUCUCUGUGAUCUUCACAGCAGCACUGCGAACGUGGGCCUCUGUCUCAUCACUCACUCCGACAGCGACUGGAUCUGCCUGCACAUCUGUAAACACCUGCAGAGGGAACUGGUCACCAUUCCAGUGCGGUAUGUCCACUACGAUGUUCCUAAGAGUGAGGCUUACACACUGCACUCUGUUGGGAAACACGGCUUUGCGAUGGAGGUCGGUCCUCAGCCACAUGGCGUGAUCAGAGCCAACGUUUUUACUGCCAUGCAGGAAGCUGUUCAUCUCACACUUGAAUGGGUUCGUCUGUUCAACUCAGGGACCCAGUUCGAGGGCGGCUCGGUGGAUGUUUAUACGAUGGUGGAGAACAUAAAGUACCCUCAAGAUCCUCACACACACACCAUCAGUGCUGCUGUGCAUCCGGAACUACAGGAUAGAGAUUUCUGUCUCCUGCACCCAGGUGAUCCGGUGUUCCUCUCUUUCUCUGGAGAGACUCUGAGGUACAAAGGGAAAGAGGCGCUCUAUCCUUUCUUCGUCAACGAGUGUGCUUUCUACGAGACGGGUGUUGCUCUGUCGCUAGCGAGGAGAAGGAAGGUGAAGAUUCCAGCCAUCCAGUGCAGUAGAAUGUGAAGGAUAUUCUCCAGAAAGAAAGACCAGAGAUAUAGAGACUCCAGUGCGAUACAGACUGGGCUUCUUAAAUAAGUCCUUGAAGGUUUCCAGUCAUGCCACUACCCAUUACGCCACACUACGUACUCAAACCCUGAACCCUCAGACCCUUUACUGUAAUCAAAACCUCCAUUCUCAACUCCUAGCCCUAACCCCUUACCACUAAACACCACCGUUACAAUGACACACCAACUAUCGAACUAGAAUGCUAGCAAACUAGAAGUCUUUACAUGUUUAUCAAGUCAUGUCAGUGAUGGAUAUCACAGUAUUUCAAUUGCCUGGAACAUUGUUGAGUGGAGAAGUAGCUUCAGUCUAUUCCUUGUUAUGGUGAGGUAGUAGCUUGCCAUCUAAAG
This is a messenger RNA of Hemibagrus wyckioides, 1391 nucleotides long. Its product is annotated as N-acyl-aromatic-L-amino acid amidohydrolase (carboxylate-forming) B-like. The record is from RefSeq and is a predicted model, not a curated record. NCBI's taxonomy places the organism in Eukaryota, Metazoa, Chordata, Actinopteri, Siluriformes, Bagridae. Bases 1 to 1002 code for a protein of 333 amino acids. Gene Ontology annotation, molecular function: aminoacylase activity; hydrolase activity, acting on ester bonds. The transcript is spliced from 7 exons.